Molecule: messenger RNA, 2230 nt
Organism: Aaosphaeria arxii CBS 175.79
Lineage: Eukaryota; Fungi; Ascomycota; Dothideomycetes; Pleosporales
Exons: 3
Coding region: 114-1895 (593 amino acids)
Cellular component (GO): intracellular membrane-bounded organelle
Molecular function (GO): phosphatidylinositol binding
Source: RefSeq, a predicted model, not a curated record
CCGUUCGUGGAUCCUCGACUUACACGAAGCACCAUUUGAUAAUAAGAUUUUGCACAGCGUGAUUUUGUUUUUGUUUCAUAGCUUGGUCGGAGAAUUAUGGUCCUCAGCAGGUAAUGACACAGAGUAUGUCACGGGAGCCUGAGACUCCACAUGCACAUCCAAAUUCGAAUCAGGCAUCAACAACAUUCACUACUGGGAAUGCCAGUGGAGCCGCGUCCGAUCAGAUACGUCCCUCUGGUGCGAUGCGCCAUUCCGAAGCGCAGAAGCCAACUCACGAUACCAAUUCCGAUAAAGCAACUUCAGCCUUCAUCCGCCGGACCCUAUGCUCCCACGAUGUCCUUCUAGGAAACGGAGAGAAAGGGCGUAAUACGCCCCGACCCAUUGAAGACGUACUUCCACCGUUGACUAGCUCUAACGCAGUUGACUUACAGCUCUAUGCUAUAAUAUCUGUUAUAAUCAAAGAGUUCGUUCAGACAUGGUAUUCCAAAAUCACACCUGACCAUAUAUUCAUCAAUGAGGUGAUCCAAACAAUCGCACACUGCACACGCGCCUUGGAACAAAGACUGAGAAAGAUUGAUCUGGAAGCUCUUGUGCUGGAUGAAAUACCUGGCUUGCUGGAGGACCAUCUGACCGCAUUCCGUCUAGCAAGGUCUCAGGCAAGCCAUCAUGGGAUCUUGAUUCCAGACCCGCGGACAGUCUAUCAUACACUGAAUCCGCAUCCUGCAUUAUCACCUGUCCCGACGGACGCAGUCCCAGCUAGCAGCGUUGAACAAAGGGAAAACGAAUCCGCUUGGCGCCAGCUACUUGUUCAAGGCGUGCUAGCCGUAUUACUCCCGACCGAGGAUCUGGCAAAUGGAUGCUUACGAUCCCUCGUAGCAGAGAUCUUUGCGGAGAUGAUUAUCGGCAACGGAAUUAGCGGUAAAGCCUGCGAAGGUUGGUUGCUCUGGGAGGGUAUCACUAGGAUCGCGGAAGUUUUGCAACAUAGUACUACAGCAGAUGACCUUCAAUCGGAUGACUUGACGCCAGACCAGUCACUGAGCCGUCUCGAGCGCUUUGGAUUGCUCUCCACACCUGCAGAAGGUGAGGGCCAUGGCGUGUCAACGGCACUUUCGACCAGUGACCGCCAGGCCACAAAUCCUCGACUCACCGUUUCUGGAUUGUUUUGGGCCGUGGUGCAGUAUGCGUUUUUGGCGUACACGGUGAUGCGCGCUAUGAUCGUAGGGAUUGCGACAUCAUCCUCUCUUCCUGGCAGGUCUACCACUGGAGCUAGCGUUCAGUCACCAGAUGAGGGAGAUCGCCAACCACAACAGCCAUCAGCUACUCAACCAAAACGGCUGGGCCCGCUCCCUUCGCAACGGCCCAUAGUGAGGAUGAGGUUAUGGGCUUGUGCCUCGAAACUCAUUGAGCUGGACUUACGCAUGCCUUGGCUAUCGGGCCUCAUAUCAGCAAUGCAUUGGGGGGCGUUAUUCGGCCCAGGGAGGGUGGGUGACACUGAUGGUGUAUUGGACAGGUUCCUUUCUCACACCAUGCGUAUGCAUGUCUUUAACCCCGCCUUACUUCCCAUCCUGCUUCGCACAAUUCGAGCAACUCUAUUCCCGAACAAUGCGCUCGCUCCCCCACGCCAGGUGCCUACUGCUGAAGAAGCGAAAAACAUCAAGCGUCGCUGCGCAGCUACUCUAUUGGACUUACUUCCUGGGAAGGUGGCAGCUGCAUUAUUUAAUUGUACAGACUCGAUGGUGCAGCUGCAGCAAGUCGAGGAGAUAUUGGAUUGUCUAGAUGACCCUUACCUGAACAAACAUUUCAUAUUCUCAAUAGUGGAGCUGAUUAUUUUGAGACUAGUUCCGGAGCUGGGUGAGAGGGGGAUACAUGAAUUGAUAGAAGAGAGACUGGGCUAAUCCCUGGCAUGUCUACAGUGAUCGCGGAAUGUCGUCCUGUGCAGCGGCAGUUAUCGACAUAACUCAAUUGAAAAAAAAUCAGGAACAAAAAUCAGUAGAUCUUGUGUGUAUCGCUGGCAUUACCUACAUUCAGUCACAAAGUCGUAAAGGUACGAGCACCUGGUGAGAAUUGGUCGCUGAACUGCAGCUUGGCCAGGGCUUCAUACCUUAGGGUGCCCAAAGCUUCUCACCGCUCGUAAGGACUCUGCCAGCCUCGCAUACAGACGAGAAUUAGUCACUGCAUCAACAACAAAGAAAGAGGCCUGUGGGGUUCCUUGAGGAUCGUUCAAUCCCCA